UCAGCAGCCAAUUCCGUCGCAAGUCUCCGCGCAUCUCCGCGUCUUUAACUUUUUUUUUUCUUUGGUCUCAUCUUUUCUCCUUUCGCAAAAGCCUCACAUUUUUCCUGGUAUUUGUGCACAGCAUUCGCGAAGAAGUCACGCGAGAAAACGGAGAAAAAGACGUUGAAGAGCGGGUUUUAUAAAUAAAAUCCAACUUCUCGCACCAAUACAAAUUUCCGCCAACAUUUAAAGAAGAAAAAAACUCUCAAAAGUGCAAAGGACGCGAUUAAAAGACGCAGGGAAAUUAAUUUUAAACAUUAAGAAAAUCAACCUGAAUCACGUGCAGUUAAAGAAGAAAAUUUAAAGAGGAAGUUGUGGAACAAAGUUAAAAAAUUUCCUCGUACAAUUUACUCUGUGUUGCAGCCGCAAGAAAAACGUUCCGGAAAUUAUCGUGAAAAAACUCCCUGAAGGUGUAAAAAAAAAACGAAGACUAAAGAGGUGUUAAGAAAAAAUUCUCCAUGGAUGCGAAGAUUAAAAAUUAAAUUGAAUUAAGAAUUCAGCAGUGAGUGUGCUGUGCAGCCAAAAGGAGGCAAAAUUUUAUAAGAAAAGAGGUCAUUUAACUCUCCUUCGUCACUUCAUUGUGCUCUCAACGUCCCAGAACAUCCUACGCCUACCCAACAAUGGAGAGAGGUCUCCAUGAUCGUGAUAUCGUUGGUCUACAGGAUUUUGUCUUAUUGGAAGAUUACCAAAGUGAAGAUGCCUUCUUGGAUAACCUGAAGAAGCGCUUUCAGGAAAAUCUUAUUUAUACAUACAUAGGGACGGUAUUAAUUUCCGUUAAUCCUUACAAGGAGUUACCAAUUUACUCCGAAGAGGAUAUCGCUGAGUACAGGAAGAAACAUUUCUUCGAGGCACCACCGCAUAUCUUUGCAAUUAGUGACAAUGCCUACAGAUCACUCACGGGUGAAAAUAGAGCUCAGUGCAUUUUAAUUUCAGGUGAAAGUGGUUCAGGAAAGACAGAAGCCUCAAAGAAGGUUCUCCAAUUUAUUGCUGCCGCCUCAGGACAUGUGGCCACAGUUGACAGUGUCCGUGAUAAAUUGCUCCAGAGUAAUCCCGUUCUGGAAGCUUUCGGGAAUGCCAAGACAAAUCGCAAUGACAACUCAAGUCGCUUUGGGAAGUACAUGGAUGUACAAUUUAAUUUCAUGGGAGCUCCCGAGGGGGGAAAUAUCCUCAAUUACCUCCUUGAGAAGUCUCGAGUGAUUCACCAGAGUGCCGGUGAGAGGAAUUUCCACAUCUUCUAUCAACUGCUAGCUGGGGCAAAUGAGGAUCUUUUGCGUGAACUCGAGCUGAAGCGUGAUCUUGACACCUACUACUACCUUACAGAUGGGGCUAAGGGUCUUGUAGACAGGAUCAAGGAUAGUGAUAAUUUCAAUCAAAUCCGCCGGGCAAUGUCUGUGAUGGAGAUUUCAGAGGAUGAGCAGAGAGAUAUCCUCAAUAUUGUUGCAAGUGUGCUGCAUUUGGGGAAUGUGGGAUUCACCGAAGAAGAUGGAAAAGCCCUCAUUCUCAAACCAAAGUCCGUAGCUGCCAUUUGCAAGCUCCUCGGAUGCCCGGAAGAGAAGCUAAAUCACGCACUGACGCAUCGUACCAUUGAUGCUCAAGGGGAUGUCGUAACGAGCCCUCUUAGCCGUGAAAUGGCCAUUUAUGCACGCGAUGCCCUUGCCAAGGCAGUGUACGAUCGCCUCUUCUCCUGGCUCGUCAGUCGCAUCAAUGUCUCCCUGAAGACGGGGCAGAGUAGCCGGAAGAACAAUGUAAUGGGUAUCCUCGAUAUCUAUGGCUUUGAGAUCUUUAAGAGGAAUAGCUUUGAGCAGUUUUGCAUUAAUUUCUGCAACGAAAAACUCCAACAGCUCUUCAUUGAGCUAACCCUCAAGUCCGAACAGGAGGAAUACUUCAAGGAGGGCAUCGAAUGGGAACCCGUUGAGUACUUUGAUAAUCGCAUCAUUUGCAACCUCAUUGAGGAGAAGUACAAGGGAAUUAUUGCUCUCAUGGAUGAGGAAUGCCUCCGACCUGGUGAUCCCACCGAUCUCAGCUUCCUCGCCAAGAUGAAUCAACAGCUGGGCAAUCAUCCACACUACCUCUGCCACAAUAAAGCCUCCGUGGCUGUGCAGAAAAUCAUGGGACGCGAUGAAUUUCGCCUCAUUCACUACGCCGGUGAUGUGACCUACAACGUCACGGGAUUCCUUGAUAAGAACAAUGACCUCCUCUUCAGGGAUCUCAAGGAAGUCAUGGCCGAGACAGAAAAUAGCAUCACAAGGAAAUGCUUCCCAGUUACGGAAAUCCAAAGCAAAAAGCGCCCCGAUACGGCGGUGACGCAAUUCAAGAACAGCCUCAAUAACCUCAUGGAAAUUCUCAUGUGCAAAGAACCCUCAUACAUUCGAUGCAUAAAGCCAAAUGAUUUGCAAACAUCCGGUCAGUUUGAUGAUCAAAUUGUGUUGCAUCAAGUGAAAUAUUUGGGUCUUAUGGAGAAUCUUCGGGUACGACGUGCUGGAUUUGCGUAUAGGCGUCGCUAUGAGAUGUUCCUGGAGCGCUACAAGUGCCUCAGUAAGGAAACCUGGCCACACUAUCGUGGUGCCCCGAAGGAUGGUGUUCAAAUUCUCGUCCAACAACUCGGCUACAAACCCGAUGAGUUUCGCAUGGGCAAGACGAAGAUCUUCAUUCGCUACCCAGCUACGUUGUUUGCCACGGAGGAUGCAUUCCAGGCACAGAAGCACCACCUGGCUGCAACUAUUCAAGCACGCUGGAAGGGUAGGCGUCAGCGAAAGAUCUACCUGAAAUUGCGUGAAGAUACAAUUGCCCUGCAGAAGUACAUUCGACGCUAUUUGGCCAUUCAGAAGGCAAAGAGACGCCGUGAAGCAGCUACAACCAUUAGGGCCUUCAUUAAGGGCUUCAUAACACGCAAUGAUCCACCAAAUGAGUACAAUUUGUCCUUUAUUGCUCACUCCAAGCGACAAUGGCUGUUGCGCUUGGCUAAAAACCUCCCAGAGCAGAUUCUCCAUCACACCUGGCCCACCUAUCCAGCUCACUGUGCUGAUGCAUCGCAUCAUUUGAAGAAGAUGCAUCGUCUGCAUCUAGCACGCAUCUAUAGGCUAUCCCUUAGCACAGAACGCAAACGACAACUUGAGCUUAAGGUUCUCGCGGAAAGUGUGUUCAGGGGACACAAGAAGAACUACACGAGGAGCGUAAAGAAUUGGUUUGUGGAUGAGCGCAUUGGCAAGGAGCACAUGACACAGGUGAAUAAUUUCGUCCACAUGAACUUUGGCACAGAGACCCUUCGGUACGUUACUGCUGUAACAAAAUACGAUCGUCGUGGCUACAAACCCCGCGACAGGAUACUCCUUCUCAGCGAAAAGGCCCUCUAUGUGCUCGAUAGUAAGACCUACAAGCAGAAACAUCGGCUGCCACUCGAUAAAAUUGACUUUGUCAUCUCCAAUGAGGCAGACAAUGUGCUAAUAAUUCGAAUUCCCCCAGAAAUGAAGAAGGACAAAGGAGAUCUCAUUGUCACCGUCCCCGAGAUCAUUGAAUGCUGCAUCUGGAUUUUGGAUGUAACGAAAAAGAGGCAAAUCCUCACAAUUGUCGACACUGGAUCAAUCAUGCACAAUUUGAUGAGGGGCAAAACGGGGACAAUUGAAAUUCAACAAGGACCACAACCGAGUAUUACCAGAGCCAAGAGUGGAAAUCUCCUGGUUGUGAGUAUCACGCCCUACUUCCUAAACCUUCCGGAUGAAAUAAUUUCUUCUUAUUUGCAGAUUGCUGGGCAAUAGAGCAAGACAAUGUGACGUAUGGAGUGAUCAAGUGCCAUUAAAUGGUUUAUGGGAUUUAGAGGCAUUCUCUACAGGAAGCAGAAGAUUGUGGGAGGGGAUGCCGACGUAAGGGAUGCGUUAUUGCGAAAAAUUAUUUGUAUAGAAACAAAUUGUACUUACAUUUUAUGAGAAAAAAAAAUGCUGGGAAUGUCUUCCUCUUUAAAAAUAAACACUCUAUAUCCUCA
Molecule: messenger RNA, 4018 nt
Organism: Lutzomyia longipalpis
Lineage: Eukaryota; Metazoa; Arthropoda; Insecta; Diptera; Psychodidae
Gene: Myo61F
Product: unconventional myosin IC
Exons: 9
Coding region: 660-3794 (1044 amino acids)
Biological process (GO): vesicle transport along actin filament; actin filament organization
Cellular component (GO): microvillus; plasma membrane; myosin complex
Molecular function (GO): ATP binding; actin filament binding; microfilament motor activity
Source: RefSeq, a predicted model, not a curated record